CUUCGCAAUGCACGAGCAUGUCCUGGCUGCCCGGGCGGCUGCCGACGCCAUGUUCCCAGGCGAGCUCGAGUUGUGCGCGUUUUAUCUGGAUGAUGGCGUCGCGGGGGGGACAGCUCGGGCUGCGUCGGCUUUCUGUUGCCAGCUCAAACACCGUUUGGCUGGGAUCGGCCUGGAGCUGACGCCUUCGAAAUGCGAGGUCGUCCCGACGGCCAGCCAGCACCAGUUGCCCACAGAUGCGUUCCCUGGGUUCACGUGGCACGCGGAUGGCAACUUCAAGCUCCUUGGCGCGGCCUUCGGGACCGAGGCCCUCAGGCUUUGCUCGCUGGACCUGCGGAGCGGCCUGGAGGUCCUGGCGGAGGCGGAGCUCACGGACCACGCGUGGUUGCAAGCGCAGCUGAGUAUCGCGAAUGGCGGCCUCGGGCUGCGUGGCGCAGCGGUGCACGCCCCAGCGGCGUGCGUCUCGUCUGUCUGGUCGUGCCGGAGCCUCUGCGCACGUAUCGACCCCAACUUCGACGCCAUCUGCGAUGGCGGCGAUUUCGCGGCGGCUCUCGCUGCCCCCAGGGGGAGCUGCUUGGAGGCGGCCAGCUUGCAUCUGCCAGAGGGCGCUGUCCGGCAGAAGGAACUCUCGGCCCUCAUCGACGGCCAACUGAAGACCCAGCUCAGGGCGGAG
Prorocentrum cordatum is the source of this 670-nucleotide messenger RNA. The record is from the annotation of a GenBank genome assembly. Lineage: Eukaryota; Dinophyceae; Prorocentrales; Prorocentraceae.